AUGUGGAAAUUUAUGCUUUUGGCUCUGUGUCUGCUGGCAAAUGAAGUUCAGGCAAUGGAAAACCCAAUAUAUGGCGUCAAGCUCUGUGGCCGUGAGUUCAUCCGAUCAGUCAUCUUCACCUGUGGCGGCUCACGAUGGAGGCGAUCGCUCAAAUCAUCAGCAGGAGAUCUAUUCAGCUCCCAUCAAGAGUCCUCAGAGGAACUGAGUCACAACCCUGUGAUGGAGAGUAUACUUCAUAGAAACAGCGAUCUGGAUUUCAUAUCAAGUGAAAACCAAGGCAGAAUCUUCAGCCGGCCAACUCGUUCUUUUAUCACCGAAGAGAUUCUGGAAGCCCUCAGGAAGGCAGAUCGCAAGGGCCGGGAAGUUGUGUUGGGGCUUUCAAAUGCAUGCUGCAAGUGGGGCUGCAGCAAGAGUGAGAUCAGUUCCCUUUGCUGAGAAGUGAACACAACAAUUGCAUACACAGGGAUACUUACAGUAUGUUUUUGUAUACCGAUAAUAUUAAAACUAAACACACACAUG
This is a messenger RNA of Hippocampus zosterae (dwarf seahorse), 519 nucleotides long. RefSeq names its product relaxin 3a (gene rln3a). Gene Ontology annotation, molecular function: hormone activity. The transcript is spliced from 2 exons. Gene Ontology annotation, cellular component: extracellular region. The record is from RefSeq and is a predicted model, not a curated record. NCBI's taxonomy places the organism in Eukaryota, Metazoa, Chordata, Actinopteri, Syngnathiformes, Syngnathidae. The coding region runs from base 1 to 435 and encodes 144 amino acids.